UCAUACAGGUCAGUCAUUCGAUGCAUUUCAUUUCCACACUUUCGUUUCAUCGGUACCCCUUCAGAAUACAUUCAAAAAGCUACGGUCUUGAAGACCGAAACACGCUUCACCGAAGAACUCACAAGCUAGGGUUAUGA
This is a messenger RNA of Haemonchus placei, 137 nucleotides long. The record is from the annotation of a GenBank genome assembly. Lineage: Eukaryota; Metazoa; Nematoda; Chromadorea; Rhabditida; Trichostrongylidae.